AUGCCGAUCCCAGAGCGAGCUUGCUCCGAGCUUGCGUUCCGACAUACCAUAACCAACCUUCAAGUAUCCGGUGAUCUAUGGCCUGAGCCCAUAGACACCCCUGGCUACGUUCCGCGUCAUCUCAAGCGAUCCGCCACGUCCCGCUUUCCUGUGCUAGAGCUCAUACAACGCUUAAUCUACCGACUUAAGCCCGGUGGCGAUCUCGAGAAGGUACUCGCUCUCAUCGGUCUCUACCAAGCCGUUCGCCCUCUGUACAAACAUAUGAAAGCUUUCUUUCUGUGGGCCUUCACUGUCCAAGUUACCAUCCCAGAUACAGAUCCAAUCGCCAAGGAUGUACUCACAUGGAUGGGCUCCAAUGUUAUCCUAGACAGUCACUCUCGGAGUGCCGUGCUGGUUACUGCAGGAGUGAAUGAUCAGGAUGAAUUCCAUCGUCAAAUAAGCAAGAUGUACCGUGGUGGCAUGCAAGAAGCUGGGGUUGACAAAGAUACCAAGAAAGUCCUCUCUCUCCCACCAAUGGGUACUCGCUUGUUCUGGGUUGGUUACCGCCCGUUCUUGUUCUCGUGCCGAGGUGGCCCACACAUUCGCAGCAGUAGCACUACGAGCGGCUAUUAUACGGACUCUGAUGGCAGUCUUCCAAAUUCACUCAGCAUGUGA
Messenger RNA from Pyrenophora tritici-repentis Pt-1C-BFP, 654 nucleotides. Its product is annotated as BCS1-N domain containing protein. NCBI's taxonomy places the organism in Eukaryota, Fungi, Ascomycota, Dothideomycetes, Pleosporales, Pleosporaceae. The record is from RefSeq and is a predicted model, not a curated record.